Messenger RNA from Trichophyton benhamiae CBS 112371, 393 nucleotides. RefSeq lists its product as uncharacterized. The transcript is spliced from 2 exons. The record is from RefSeq and is a predicted model, not a curated record. NCBI's taxonomy places the organism in Eukaryota, Fungi, Ascomycota, Eurotiomycetes, Onygenales, Arthrodermataceae. Bases 1 to 393 code for a protein of 130 amino acids.
AUGGGAGAAAAAGAAGAAGAAGAAGAAAAGAAAAAUAACCUGGCUGGCUGGCGCCAAAAAGCAACAGCUGUUAGAAGAUCAGGAACAAGAGAGAUGAAGAAAAAAAGAAAACAUGCAAGCAUCAAACAAACAAACAAACCAAACCAAACCAAACCAAACAGCCAUCAUUCUUCCUGUUUUUUCCUUUCGCUCAUCUUUUAUACCCCCUUUUAUUCUUUCUUUCCUAUGUUCAAGCAUCAUGAUUCCCCAUACCUCAUGUUUAUUGUUCUCCUUCUUCCCUUUGUUCUGUCCUGCCUGCCUGCCUGCCUGCUACGAUAUGCCAUGAUACCACACGAUUUCCCACCAACUCCAUCCGCCGAAUAUCAAGAAACAACAUCCACAAAAAAAGUAUGA